AUGAGGCACAAAGAGGAAAUUUGUGAAGAGUAUCUUCUUUUAACAUACAAGAUCCAGCGGUCUCGUGGUGAGCCCGAAAAGGUGCCUGUUUCUCUACCUAUGGAUUUGUGCUUUUGGUGAAAUUAAAUAAAACUUAAAUCAAACCAACUGAUGUCUGUCUGAUGGGCAGAGGACACUGACAGCUGCUGUUUUCCAGUUAUCAUCACUGUUUCUCUCUCUCUCUCUCUGCAGGUUGGAGACUCACUUCCGGACGUGCAGGUGUUUGAAGGGAACCCUGGUAACAAGAUCAGUCUGAGUGAUGUCUUUAGUGGGAAGAAAGGUGUGCUGUUCGGGGUCCCAGGGGCCUUUACUCCGGGCUGUUCAAAGGUGAAAGGAGGAAAUCAUUGUAUGAUUCAAUGCUGUUAUAAAGUGUAAUAUUUGCAGAUGCUGUGUCCCUUUUUUUGUAUAGACAAGGUUAUACCAUCUACUUCACAUUAAUAACCUUAAUAAAUAAAAUACUAAGGGAACACAAUAGGCAUUAAAACAAGACUAAUGCAAUUAAUAGGAUUUGGGCUCAUUAAUGUGUUCUAAUCCAUUUUUUUUUUUUUUUUUUUAAAGCGUAGCUGUGAUGUGUGUGUGUGUGUUCCUGUACUCCAACCGAGUACCUCCGCCCAAUCUGCUUCCUAGCUGUUGGGAAGUUAGCCUAGAAUGCUUAAACCCCAGUCUGUGAGGCAACAAGACUUGACUGGGUUUCUCUGGAGCUUUUCUACCCGAUCAGGCUACAAAUGUAAUUUCUAUUGCCUUCACAAAGGCACCUGUGACUCUCAGGCUUGGUUCUCUUGAUUUAUCCCAGGACUAGCUGGAUCGUGCAGCCAGCCAACAGGUCCUAAGACCCUGUUACCGGGAUCCCUAAAAAUUCACAUAGGAACUAACAUGCAAAGCUUUACUUUUACGUGGGACUAGCCUAUAUGAUCAUUACAUUUAGAUCGCUGUGACACUUCAAUAAGAUACAAAUACACAGAAUAUUAGUAAACAAGCAACUAAAAUUAAUAUAUGCACUAUAUAAUACCAAUAACAUUUUCAAACACAAUGAAAGGCAAUAAUAUAUACGUUUAACUACAUAUUUUGUUGCCCUCAUUUGCAUACGUCUUAUGUGAAUGAACACAUUUCUAGACCAAGCAUGUCAAACUCGCGACCCAGCUCAGUGCAUGCUCAGUGUUAUAGCAGAGUAGGCACCUGCUUUCCCCAUAUUGCAGGUGCCUACUCUGCUAACAUUUACCAGGCCACCGAGGGAGCUCAGCCUUCCGGCUCCCUCGCGCGUGCCGACUGAAGUGAAGCCAGACGCCGGAAUAUGACGUCACAUUCCGGCACCCGACAUCACUAAACCGCGCGCGGGGGCAGUGAGGAGCAGGAAGGACCUCAGGGAGAUGCCCCCCAUCGACUCCAUAAGGUAGGGAGCAAUAAAGAAAAGUGUGUGUGUGUGCCUGCCAGUUAGUAUGUGUGUGUCUGUCAGCAAGUGUGUGUGUGUGUGUGUGUGUGUGUGUGUGUGGAUCUGUCUGUGAGUACGUGUGUGCGUGUCUGUCUGUGUGUGUCUGUUUGUCAGUGAGUGUGUGUGUGUGCGGCCCUCAUAAACUUAAACCUUGUUUAUGUGGGCCGUGCCACACUUUGAGUUUGACAUGCUUGUUCUAGACCAGGGGUUCUCAACCCAGUCCUCGGGACCCCCUACCAGUCCAGGAUUUGGGGAUUACCUGGGUGUGUCUAAGGUGUUUAGAAAAAGAGAACCUUAGAGUCUAAGGUGUGUGGGUUUUUUUCUCUAAACACCUUAGACACACCCAGGUAAUCCCUAAACCCUGGACUGGUAGGGGGUCCUGAGGACUAACGUUGAGAACCCCUGUUCUAGACAGUCAGCAGAGGGCACAGCAGAGUUAUCCAGUAACAAUGAAUAGUCUGUACAUUGAUUGUGGGGGGGAGUGGCUCCUAGUCUGUGUGUCUAUUGGGGGGCAGCGUAGGCUCCCUAAUUAUUUCUGUGUUUGGUGCAGUGGGAGUUAAUGUUUGCCUUUUUUUUGGGAGGUGUCAUUACUGUCUCUGUGUGGGGAGGGUCAAUCGCUCCAUGUCUGUCUGUUUGUUUGGGCUGGGGGGCAGUACUAUGUACUAUGGCACUGAUUGCAAAAUGGAAUGGUAGUUAUUAUUCGUAAUAGCAUUAAAAAUUUUGAAAUAAUAUUGAUCUCUCCUAAAAGGGGCUUUCAUAGCCGAGUGUAGUGAUUGCAUCAGGCUAUAGAAGUGCAGUUUCAUAGAGCUUCCCCUGCCCAGGCAAUAUACUUUCUAAUACUAACCUGCAGUUUAGUUUGCGAUUAGCACAGGCAGCAUUGAAAACUGAAAUGCCCGUAUAUUUUAGAUGUGUGGACAGGUACUGACAGUAUGAAAUACAUGCUUCUUAUAAACAAUCAUUUACUUAACCCCUUAAGGACACAUGACAUGUGUAACAUGUCAUGAUUCCCUUUUAUUCCAGAAGUUUAGUCCUUAAGGGGUUAAACUAAACCAAAGCUGACUGAUGUUUUAGACUAAAAUCGCUGGCAAACUGCCAAACGCAGAGGAAAAAAUUCAAAAGCAGAGUUAUUUAUAAACUUUUUUUCUUUAAAUGUUAGUUAAUGCACAUGUUUUUAAUGUUCAUACAGCAGAUGCAUUUACAAGAGAAUGUCAGCCCUGAAUGUGAAUUAAUCUGUUCUAAAAGAAGAUAUUUGGGAUUAUUGUGCAUUGUUUUCAGGAAAUACCUCUUCUCCGUUUGGUGCCAACUUCACACAAAAACAAACAAACUGGAAUGCUGUAGUCAAAUAUAGAUUUAAUGGGAUAGUUUUCGAGGAUUUCUCAUAUUUUUGUUUUCCAGGGGAACCAGCCAGAUAAAACUACCCCCUUAUCCCCCUCCCCCCCAAGCUGAAAACAUAUUUACAACACAAUUCUUCCUGAAAUUUUCCCCAAGUGUAAUUUUUUUUUUUUUUUUUGCAAAAUCUUUAUUUGUAAGAGUUUGACGCAACGGUAUAUAGGUACAGCAGAAGAAUUUAGCAGUCGGUGGAGAAUGCACCUACAAGGGGCAGCAGCAGUAUGCAUGCUUCACUAUCAUUCUCAAAGGGAUAUAGUAUCUCAUGUGCGCAAUUUACUGGGUCUCUGAUGUCCCCAAGAGAAAGGAAUAUAGUAAGAGGAGAUCUGGGCUUGGGAAGAAGGGAUUAGAGAGCGCACAAAAGGGAGAGAAAAAAGAGAGGGGGGAUGGGAUGAGGUUGGUCAUAUUGGGCUCAUUUAGCCUGAGGGCUCUGUCUUAUUCAGUUAUGGAACGUAUUGAAUCCAGGUCCAAGUGGCCCUGUAUUUGUCCAUGGUCAAAGAGGCCCCAAGUGCAACUUGAUUCCUUGUAGAUAUGAUUGUUAUUAUUUAUGUAAUGCAAAAAAAUUUUUUUUUAUAUAUAUAUAUAUUAUUAUAUACACACACAGACACUGUGUGAGUUCAUAUAUAAAUAAUACGAAAUAAUACAUAAAAUGUGAUAUUGUAAUAAAAAUUACAAAAAUGUUAAAACAAAAUGCCAGAUACCAUUAUAUUAUAGUAGAUUAUUCUGCAUUAGUUUUCCAGGUUUUUAUAAUUUAAUUUAUUUUAUAUACGUGUUUUGUGUUUCCCACAUUUAUUUAUUGUUAUGCCAACAUAUUCUUUAGCGCUUUACAAUUGUAGAAAAGGGAUAACAAGUAGUUUGACAUAUCAGAGACAAGAGGUAAAGAAAGCCCUGCUCAAACAAGCAUACAAUCUGAGACUGAGAACUCUUUCAUGGCAAAUUCUUUUUACAAUAAGAUCAGUAAAAAUCAAUAGUGACUAAUCUCCUGCCUCUAUUUGAAGUUAUUUGAACUUUUGGUAUAUCAAACAGUGUCCUACAUUUAUUUUUAUUGUAUCGAAAUUUCUCAAUUUAAUCAAAAAGUGAUUUUCAGAGACAUGUGUAACACAUCUUAGAACUUGUCUUCCUGCAACCCAGAAAAUUUUGAUUCUGAGUGUCUGUCAAAAAGCAAUCAAUACUCCCAACCGAUUUAAGUAAAUGUUAAUACGUUGUUAUUGCUGACCACCUUUAUAUGUCAUACCUGUAAUAGUCUGCCUCAGACACAGUAGGUCUAAAUAUGGAAAUACAUUUUCUUUGCUAGAUGCCUUGUUAAUAAGCAGCGGAAUCAGUCAUGGUAUGUAUAUCUUGCUACUGAUCCCUGUGUCUAAUCCUUAAGGUGUGGAUUGGAUAGUGAUCAGCAGGUUCUGUAGGACUAUGACUCCUGAUGUGCACAGACGUCCUCUGACAUGUUAAGUUGUCUGCAGAGGGCUAGGAGACCGUCUUCUUUGCUUGGGUUUGUUGCAGGUUGUUAUGGUUUUAGUUACACUGCUACAUGCUGCCUUUUCCUGUUAGUUUCAAAGUCUGCCCUUAAAAUAUAUCUAUAUUUUGGUAUACAAGUACUUUCAUACAUGUACGAAUUCUUAAUCUGUGGAUAGAAUUACGUGGUAACAGGGAUUACUUUCAUUUGCAGACACAUCUUCCUGGCUAUGUGGAAAAGAAUGCAGAACUUAAAUCGCAUGGAGUAGACGUGGUGGCAUGCAUCUCCGUCAAUGAUGUGUUCGUGAUGACUGAGUGGGGGAAAGCACAUGGAGCAGAGGGCAAGGUGAGCAAACACAAUUUGACUAGUGGGUACUUACAUGACACCCAGCAGUGUAAGAACUUAGGAAAUUCUCUAGGGUAAGAAAAGCUCUUAUUAUGCAGUGAAGAGCUCCACUACACUCUGUUCAGAACGCUGUCAGCGAAUCAUCUACUUAGUGAUUGGUUGUAUUGAAAAGUUGUGGGAUUUGAUAAUCAUGGCAAUAUCGAACAUUUGCUUAGUGCCUCAAAAGUCACAUAUCCCAACAGUGGAAACUCACAGGUUCACCCAUACACCAUAAAAAGGUAAUUGGCUGCUUAUUACUCUGGGGGCAACAUCAGGGGCUUCUGGUAGUCUGAAUAAACACUGAUCCUGCAUCAUCUGGCUAUUUCUAGAUAUUUUGAGUAUGAGGGAGUCCAGCAAUAUUUGGUUAUAAUUGGGGAUUGAAAAGACCCCAUAUGAAGUAGGCUACAUUGUCUUCUUCUGCAUGUGAUUUGAUAUUAAAGGACCAGUCCAGUUACCAUUACCACUACCGCCCACUGUAGUGAUUAGGGUGUGAGGAGUACCCUGUGGCUCUCCAAAAGAAAAUGGUCCACCAGUUUUCCUUGACACGUACCUGGGUCCUACCAGAUUUCAUCAAUCUGGUAUCCUUUUGUGGUAAUACCAAUACAGAAGUUCCCCAUCUGCAUUAUUGUCAGUUCUGGCUGUAUUUGGAUUGAAUUCAUGGGCUGAGAUUAAUUGACACCCUCAGCCAAUGAACUUUGUUCAAAUAUGGCCAAACUUGAGAUAUCUGCUGUUUAAAGGGAACAUUCUCUUUAGAUAUAUUGGAAAUGAUGGUUGAACUAGAGCCUAGGAAUUAAACAUGCUGCCCACUUGACCACUAGGUGGGAUAGAAGGCAGACUGGAAGAGCUGGGAGCUCUGACUCUCAACAGCCAGUGGUUUUAUGGGAAGCCACCCUUCUGCAUCCACAAGGUAGGAAACAGGAAGGUGGCUAAAAUAAGAGUACAUUUUGGAUGUGUAUCUGUAUGAGUGUCAUUCUAUGUAUCUGAAUUUGUCAUUCUGUGUAUGUGUCAUUCUGUGUGUCUGUGUAUUUGCAUGUGUCAGUGUGUACCUGUUUCUCUGUUUGUAUCUAUAUUAUUAUAGUGUGUGUCUGUUUAUCUGUAUGUGUGUUACUGUGUAUCUGUAUGUUUGUCAGUGAGUGUAUAUGUGUAUCUAUGUAUCUGCAUGCAUGUCAGUGUAUGCACCUCUGUAUCUGUCUUUGUAUGUCUGUGUGUUUGCAUGUCUGUAACUGUGUGUGUAUAUGUGUCCUUGCAUGAUUUUUAUCGCCGUGAAAUAUUAGUGCGGGCCACGCCCAUUCAUUUUUGAUGAACUGGCUCACUGCAGAAAAAACUUGGAUACCUCUGUACUAGAGGAUCAUCUGAGGACCCAGGUAAGUGUCAAACCAUUUGAAAACUGAGAUAUACUGUGAUAGUUGCUAUGAUGCCUCGACUGCCACUUUAAAAGACCCUAUGGUGUUAAUAAUACAAAACUGUAUUCCUAACACUACAGUGUCACCUUGCCUCGGCCAUGAAAAGGUUAAAAAACAAAACAAAAUUGUUUAAACACUUAACUGUUACCAGUGCUGAGGAACCUCAGCGUUAUCUGGGAACCUAGUGUGCAUGCGCGGAGAGUACCCUGUGCGCAUCAAGUGUUCCCCAUGUGAAAACAUUGACUCAUGUGUUCCCCAUGUGAAAACAUUGGGGUUUUGCAAGACACUGGAGGACCUAAUGUACCGCAUGAGGACGUCCAGAGUUAAACUGUGGGAAACUGCAGAAAGUGCCUCUAUUGGCUUGGAGGGUUUAGGGGGCAACAACACUGCUCCCAGACCACUUCAAUGAGAUGGUGGUAAAUAUGAAAAAAGUAUUUCCCUCAAAUAGGAUACCAGAAAUGUAUCCUAUGUAAAAAUGCCAAAACUUGUCUGUUAUUAAUGCACAGAAACUCCAAAGAAUCAGUCAUGAAGACUUUAAGUGAAUCAAGCCUCCAAAGCCCUGAUUGCAUCUCUGAUUAUAGUUUUAUAACCUACAAACCACAGAAUUCAUACCUGUCCACUAAGACCUCGGUUCUGGUCUCUUAAAGGGACACUAUAGUUACCAGAACAACUAGAGCUUAAUGUAGUUGUUCUGGUGAGUAUAGUCAGUCCCUGUAGGCUUUAUGCAGUAAACACUGUCUUUUCAGAGAAAAGGCAGUGUUUACAUUACAGCCUAGGGACACCUCAGAUGGCCACUGAACGUGCUUCUUGGGGUAAUGUUGCAUGGAGAUGAUUGAUUGAAUGCAUCUCUAUGAGGAGAUGCUGAUUGGCCAGGGUUUGACCCUGCCCCGCCUCCCUGACAAUCUCAGCCAAUCCAUCAAUCAGUUCUUAUUAUGUCAGCCAAAGUGGCGGGUUGGGGACAGGGCUAGUGCCGCCAGACCGAUGGAGAGCUGGAAACAAGGAAAGUUUCAACCAUUUCUAAGGGGACAAGGGUGGGGCAAGCCACCUAAAUAGUAGGUUUUAACACUAUAGGUAAAGGAGAACAUUUUUGUGUUACUGAUCCUAUAGUGUUCCUUUAAAUGUUGAGUUUUUCUUUCAGUAUCACACUCUGCCUGGUGUGGGUGAAGCCAAGGGAAACUCUACCAUCUUUCUUGUCCCAUCCUUUCCUCUCUUACAAAAUAUUUGACAUCUGGGUGGUGAUAUGGUCUUAUAAUUCUAACCUAUUUUACGAUUUGAAUGUGAAACAAUGAGAAAAUCUGUUUAUAUGCUGUACCCAAUCCAUGCAUAUUUAGAUGUGCUUUGUUUAAUCUUUUACUCUGCUACCCUUUGUAUCAAAACCAAGAAAUCUAUUAAAUAAAGAUUGUAAAAAAAAUGGAGUUGGUAAAGCCCUAAUAAUUUGAUGUUCUACUGAAUAUAUUUCCAAUUUCAGAAGUAUAGAAAAACGAAUAUUUCUGCAAUACUAAAGCUUUAUUUUAUACCAUACAUAACAAUUGUAGGUGGGAAAAGAGGGUAAACCAUGCAGCUAAUCUUAAGUACUUCUCCAAAAAUAUAAAAAAACAACAUAAACCAAAUAACGAAUUAAUGCUGGGAGCACCACUCAAAUCAAGUAAAAAAUGUAAUUAUAGUGUGAAGAAGAUUAUAAAGCAGCCAUGUAAUUUACCAUAUACAACACAGUAUAGUGUAUACUGAAGACAGAAAAUCCUCCAACAUAUUUGGGAGAUAUAAAAAGCAAAAUAUAAAAAAAAAAUACAGAGUAAUUAUUUGACACAAAACUUAAAUCUAAGGCUUAGAAUACGCUCACAGACAGCAAGGUAAACGGUUAACAAAAUGUUCAAAUAUACUUGCCCACAAUCAGCACAGCAGAUUGUGAACAGGAAAAGUGCCUCAAGUCGUGACUCCUGGAGCGUAAUUCUGUAAACUGUGUCAAUUCUCUGAAGUCCAAAGGUAUCAUCACUUGACUCAUUUCGUCCGCUGUCAGUGCAAACCUGUAUUUUCCUCUUUGUGAGUCCGCCUUAGAAAGCACCUUCCAGUAAGCAGCUUGAGAAAAGGGAGGGGUACAUGGAGCUCAUCAUUACGGCACCACCAUACGUCGUAAGCAUAUUGAUGUUUGCCUGUGAUCAUGUGAGAGUUUCAUGGAACCACCUUCCCCUACAUUAAGUCCAAACUAGAAAGUCCGUCAAAUUCCGUACAGAUACAAAAAACUUUAAGACAUUAAGUGUGUAUACAGCACCACACUCCUUUAGUGUACUUAUUAAAAUAAUAUUGAGAAAAGGGAAAAAUUGAUGCGAUCACAGGCUAGCAUCAGUACACAUAUAUUACCGCUGUAAUGAUGACAUGAGGAAUUUUUCCUGUUCAUAAUCUGCUGUGCGACUGAGACUGGAAUUAUGCCACACACUUUAUUUGCACACUUUAUUUGCACACUUUAUUUGUAAGUGUAUUUUAACACUUUGAUUUAUGUCUUGUGUCAAUAAAUAACUACACUACAUAUGCUUUUUACAAUUAGCUUUUUUUUAUUUUUUUAUCUCCAAACAAGAGUACUUCCUGUCUCCAGGAUACACUAUACUGUAUUGUACGUGGUAACAAUCGAAUUAUAAACUGCUUCACACAAUAAUUUUUCACUUGAUGUGGGUGGUGCUCCCAGCGCUGUUUCUCAAUUUGUGAAGUUGUAAGAUUACCAGCAUCAAAAUUUUUCAAUUAAAAUUACAGUGUGUUGUAACAGUAAUGAUUCUUGCAGAUUACGGGAUAAAUGUCAUAGAACAAAGAGAUGCCUGUUUUGUAACUCCUCGUUUGGGCACUUCUAGUUUUGUGUAACAUGUUGUGUAAAAGCAACCGUUGCCUAAAAGGAUAGGUAAAAAUGCAGUAAAACAAUUGUCUCAACAAGUAAAAUAUGGCAAAUUAGAAUGUGUUUCAGAUCAGAAUAUUUUUUUUAAAAUGCUUUGAAAUAACAUAAAAUAAUAUAUAAUUGCACAAAACUAUAAUAGUCAACACUCAAAGACACAAAAACGUACGUCGUAUCAUUUUAUUGAUUUAUACAGUAAUCUAGGUGGUAAACAAAAAAUAAUAUUUAUACAUAUCCCGGUGUGCUUUCCAAUUCUUAUAGAGCCAGAUUGCUUACAAAUGAACCAAAAACGAGAGGGAAGGGAAUGUAGAAUUGGACACAUCGAUGCAAAAGUAAUAGAGCAGGGGACGCAGCCCGUGAGCUUAAAAUGUUAUUGAAUUCUAACACUGGUCCUCUUAUUACCACCUUGCAUGGUUUUAAAUAGUCUAACUAUAAAGUGCAACUGCCUUGGAUAGGCCUUUCAGUGGUAAAGAUGAUCUGGGAGUGUCUGAUAUGUGAUCUUCGGGGAAACCUCUUUGCAUUGUUUCUAGAGAAGUUAAUAUUGCCCAGUGACAGAGCUUUGAGCAGCGUAACACCUAGAGAAAUAGAUGAAUGAUGCAGUGAGAGAUGGGAGAUUGUAAAAGAUAGAUUUAGAUAGUGUUAACGCUUUCAUUGCCAGGAUGUUGAGUAUUUUGCAAUCUUUUUCAUCAGUUAUGUUUGUUUAAAAAAAAAAAAAGUGCUCUUUACUAGUAGGUGUGCGUGUGUGCGCGUGCCCACUUUCUUCUGACAAUGUAAAGUCAUUAUUCCAAGGUGAAAAUAAUUUAUUUAGUGUUUUUAGUAUUUUUGGUUGCCGUAAAGUAGGGAUCUUAGUCUUACAUGGUUAUACACGUUUCAGACCUUGGUUUGAUCGCCUUUUAGGUCAUUCCGUUCUAUUGCUGUGAUCAGACAGAGCUGUGUGAGAGCAUGUUAUCAAGCAGCUGGAGUUGGCGAUUCCUUGUCAUAAUAAUGCAAUGAUCUUUAUCCAGAGUAAGAUUUGGGUUCCAUCCCUCCCCCACUAAAAAUAUAAAUAAAACCAAAACUGAGUCAUUAUCGCCCAAAAAAUUCCAAUUGCAAAAUGUGAGCUAAAAUAGCCAAACUGUCACCAUGGUGUAGUUGGAUAAUUUUUCCUAAUCCUCUACUUUAGACUAAAUGUUGCAAUUUGUCUUUAUUUUACUGCAGUUUGUUGUUCAUUAAAGAAACUUGGAUAGUACGAUUGACAAAACCUAUGGAAGGUGGUCGAUAGUCAGUCACAUAUGUCUGGCAGUGAAAGGUUCAAAGAGACACACCAGCUUUGCAUUGACAGACUUUUUAUAUAUUUUAUUUUAUUCAUUAGAUAGACAAUGCUUUGCAAAAUGAAAAAUGACACACCAGCUGAUGCAAUGAACCCAUGCAGUUUAGCUCACUAACAGAUUCUCUCUUUCUGUAGGUUCGUAUGCUGGCUGAUCCCACUGGAGCAUUUGGCAAGGUCAGUGCUGCGUGUGCCAAGUUCCUUCCGAUUCUUAGCAACGGUGCCUUCGUAAUCAUGCAUGAUGCUACUGGCAAAAUAGCUUGUCUGUUGUGUUUGCAUAAUCUUGCAUAUCAGACCCAGAAAUCAUUUUUUCACAAAAGUGUUUUGCCAAGAUUUGUUUUCCAGUAACCUACCCGAUGGGGUUAGUGCUGCAGGGAGAAGGCUGUAUAGCCGGUUGGGUGGCUUUUUCUGUGUGUGUGUAUAUAUUUUUGUUGUACUAAAUAAUAAAAUAUAAAGCCUGAAAAAAACAACUUUGAUAGAAUAAGAGUGUGUUGUGUCAUAAGGUUCCACGGCAUGUAGUCUGUACACUGCAGCUGUGGAUUCUGUGUAAUGGUGUGCAGAUAAGAAUCUGAUUUGCAUAUUUAAAGAAGAAAAACUACCACAACAAGAGGACAUAAUCUUAAUUUAUAGGGUCAAACGUUUAAAAAUAUCAGGAAGUAUUACUUUACUGAGAGGGUAGUGGAUGCAUGGAAUAGUCUUCCAGUUGAAGUGGUAGAGGUUAACACAGUAAAGGAGUUUAAGCAUGCGUGGGAUAGGCAUAAGGCUAUCCAACUAUAAGAUAAGGCUAGGGACUAAUGAAAGUAUUUAGAAAAUUGGGCAGAGUAGAUGGGCCGAUUGGUUCUUAUCUGCCGUCACAUUCUAUGUUUCCAUCUAGUGAUUUCCUUUAAUGGUUUUGGCUUGCAUUCUUUUAAAUGCCAAUACUGUGUAGCUCACAUAUAUCUCUCACUAACAGAGAAAACACAUGGAAGAAAGCAUGGGUAGACUUGUUCUCUAUUGGCUAUAUAUAUAUAUAUAUUUAAAGGAAUCAGCCCUUGAAACGAGUAUAUUUUAUACAUAUGCACGUUUUUAAAAACUGAAAGACAAUUGCAUAAGUUCUACAAGAACUCAGCUCCUAGUAAAGGGGGAAGCUGAGAGUGAUGGGGAAAGUAUUACACACAAAAAAACAGGGAUAACUUAAGGCUGGUGUUUACUAAAUUCCUAUAAAUUCAAAAUAUGCAUCUUGCAAAGUUUGUGUGAUUGAAGUUCACAUAGUGUUCUGUAUCUCACAUUUGGUUAUUAAUUUGCUGUCUGGCGAACUGUAUCAAUAUUUCCUUUUAUAAUUUGUCUCUCCUUGCUUCCCUCAGGCUACAGGACUUGCCCUAGAUAAGAAUGAAUUGUUGGCUCUGUUUGGAAACCAGAGAUGCAAGAGGUGAGUGAAUCAACACUCCCCCUGCUGGCCAGAUGAAAAGCAGCAUGUCAUGUUCUGCAGACUAUAAAAUACUUACACUAUAUAACACACCUCCGAUAACCACACGUUUUUCUUUGCAGUUCCCUGUAGAUGUGCUUAGUGUGUCUACUUGCAGUUAGUCAUACUCCUCUCUAAUGAGAGCUGUCUCUUUAAAUGGACACUUUAACCCCUUAAGGACACAUGACAUGUCAUGAUUCCCGUUUAUUCCACAAGUUUGGUCUUUAAGGGGUUAAGCACCACAACUACUACAUCUUAAUGUAAACAAAAUGUCGUUUUGUUUUGGUUUAUUAUGCAUUGUAUAGACCGUGCACAAAAAUAUGUUGUUAAAAUAAAAAAAUUAAAGAUUAAAUUUAAAAAAAAAAAAAUAUAUAUAUUUUCUUCUAAGUUUUCUGUAGAUGUGCUUAGUGCACCUGCAGUUACAGUCAGACUCCACUCUAACUAGAGUUUUCUCUAAAUUGACACAUUAAGCAUCAAAACUACUAACAUCUUGAUGUAGGUUUUGAUGCAUAAGCCAUGUCUCUGCAGUCUUAAAAUUGUAAACAUUGCUGUCAGUCUACCACAAGAGCAGGUGUCUCACUGGCCACGUUGUCCUCUACCAUGGGGGCCACAAACCUGUUCUUCAAUAUGCAUGAACACAAAUCUGUACUCCUGUACACACAGCUGCACACUGCCAUAAACACAGAAUAUAUGCUUCCCACUUCACAUUUUUUUUUAAUUUUAUUUUAGUGUGCAGUGCCAGCGUGGGAACCUUAGGAUCUUAUUUUUUAAUGUUCUUGUUCCUUUAAUAAUAUUGUCAAUGCAAAGUAUUUAACGGUUCUUCCUCUUUAGAUUUUCUCUGGUGAUUGAAGGUGGGAAGGUGAAAGCCAUUAACGUAGAAGACGAUGGGACAGGUCUAACAUGCAGCCUAGCAGGAAAUAUUAUCUCUCAGCUCUGA
This is a messenger RNA of Pelobates cultripes (western spadefoot toad), 12656 nucleotides long. The record is from the annotation of a GenBank genome assembly. NCBI's taxonomy places the organism in Eukaryota, Metazoa, Chordata, Amphibia, Anura, Pelobatidae.